GUUCACACUCGCAGCCUCCCACUUCCUGCCAGCGCACCCCACCCAAGCAGGAAAGGCUCCCAAAAUGGCGCUCUCCGACUAUCUGGCGACAGAUGACCUGACAAUUCUGCUCGGACUCAUCGCAGCCACGCUCUUUCUGCUUCAAAACCUGUACAAGCCCCAGCCGCUUGUGCACCCGAUCCUGCUCGGCCGCCAGAGCGACACCUCAAAGGUGCGCAAUGCGAAGGAGAGCCCGGUGUAUAGGAACUAUGGGACGGGGCUUAUGGGGAGGUUCCCCGUCCGUCCUAACAAGGAUGUUACCGUGUUGUCCGACCUUGUGAGGUCGGACCAGGACACCCCGCGGACGUUGUUCAACACCAAGAUCACCAACAUGCAGCUCGAGGAUCGCGUCGCGUCAUUUGGCACCGGUCUUUUGCGUCUUGCGAACCUUGUGCCCGGCGAGUCUAGCGUCCUACUCUUGCUGAAUGACAGUAUUGAGUUCCUCAUCAGUGACCUCGCGCUGUCAUCACAUUCCAUCCCAUCCAUCACCCUCUCCUCGGCUACUCUCCUCGAUCCUGUCCUCGAGCAGCACCCAACCACACCCAUCAUCACCCAUGUCGACUUCCUGACCUCCAUCCUCGAACUCAUCUACGAGUCUGGCGACGAGGCACACCACACCAUCGUCGUCGUGGGCGAACCCAGCCCGCGCGUCAUGGCCAGCGUCGCUAGCCGCAUCACCGUCCUCCAAUUCGCCGACGUUGAGCGCGAGGGCUUCCGCGUUGAGAAGACCUUGAGCCCGAUUCCCAAGCCGAAUGACGUGUUCUCGCUGGCGUACUACCCGAACGGAGAGGGCCUGCAGGGCGUGCAGCUCACGCAUGCAAACCUGACAGCGGGUGUAUGUGCGGUCAAGGCCAUGAUCCCUCAGCAGCAGGCGGUCUCGACGUUGGACACCUUCGUGUCGGCGCAUUCGCUGAGCACGGCGUACGGUCGGGCUAUUGCAUACGCGGCUGUCUAUGAGGGCGUCUCGUUUGCAACGUUGGACAGCACCAAACAGUUCCGCAACGAAGAGAAUGAAGUCCCGCUGGAUGUCAAGGACGCUUUGUCGUUCAAGUCUUACUCGAUUCCCUCACCGACGAUCAUGUUCCUUAAGCCCCCGCACCUGCAGGCUUUGGUAACUUUCGUGCUCAAGGAUGCGCGCAAGAACAUUCUGUUGCACCCCUUUGCGUGGCGCCACAAGGUUGCGGGUCUCGCUGAGGGCUACUUGACCAAGGAGAGCUUGUGGGACCGUCUAGUCUACGAUGCUGCGCGUGGUGGUGUUGUCGGUGAGGUCGCGGGCUCUCUGCGUUUGUUGGUCGUUAGCGGAGGCCCCGUCCCCGCUGCGCUCCUCACGCCCGCGCGUAUCGCCUUCUCCGUCCCGCUCGUCAACGCCUUUACCUCCCCGCUCGUCGCCGGCCCCGUCCUCGCCUCCUUUGCGCUCGACAUGCAGGACUUCCCCGCCGCGCCCGAAGAGCCCGCCCACGUCGGACCGCCCUCCGUAAACGUCGAAGCGCGCCUCAUCAACGUCGACGAGGACGCCGUCGCGCGGGGCGAAGACCCCGUGGGGACGCUCCUCAUCCGCGGCCCGUCAGUGGGCAAGCCCGUUGGUGCGGAGGAGUUCGUGAACGUGAGCUCUGGAAAGGGCAAGGGGAGCGAUGGGGAUGAGGAGGAUGAAGGGUGGUUGGCGGUGGGCGUGACGGCGAGGGUGCAGACGAAUGGGGCGUUCCAAAUUGUGUCGCAGUACUGAUGGUGGGUAGGUAGAGUACCUGUGAAGACGGACUCAGAUGAGGUUGUGGUGUACGGAGAAAAGUGUAUAGAAAUCUCACUAAUGGACAUUCGCUUGGAUCUACAUUUACGGGUCUGCUGCUUUGGAAGGAUAGCUUGUGCUCCCGAUGAAAAAGAGACAUACGGAAGCCCGUAAUUACAUACAUACUCGAGCAAAGCACACGCACAAUGGAGUCACUCACCUCGCGCCUUGAGGACAAUGCCCGGCA
Molecule: messenger RNA, 2009 nt
Organism: Schizophyllum commune H4-8
Lineage: Eukaryota; Fungi; Basidiomycota; Agaricomycetes; Agaricales; Schizophyllaceae
Exons: 7
Coding region: 65-1762 (565 amino acids)
Cellular component (GO): membrane; endoplasmic reticulum
Molecular function (GO): long-chain fatty acid-CoA ligase activity
Source: RefSeq, a predicted model, not a curated record